Colletotrichum graminicola M1.001 is the source of this 1188-nucleotide messenger RNA. Its product is annotated as acid phosphatase. The record is from RefSeq and is a predicted model, not a curated record. The transcript is spliced from 3 exons. NCBI's taxonomy places the organism in Eukaryota, Fungi, Ascomycota, Sordariomycetes, Glomerellales, Glomerellaceae. Bases 1 to 1188 code for a protein of 395 amino acids. Gene Ontology annotation, molecular function: phosphoric diester hydrolase activity. Gene Ontology annotation, biological process: lipid metabolic process.
AUGGCCCCCAUGUCCAAUCUCGGCCUCAAGGCCGCCAUCUUUCUCCUUCCCUUCGCCGACGCCGCUUCGCCCGCCGACCAGCCCUACGCCCGCGACGGCCUGACCUGGUCCGCGGGCGCCGUCCGUAUGAAUCACGUGCAGGUUAUCGGCACCCACAACUCGUACCACCGCGAGGCGCCGCUUGCCGAGCAUCCAACCCAGGCCGGCAUCCUCCCCAACGUCCAGAACUACUACUACUCCCACCCGGCCCUCGACGUCCAGGCCACCUACCAGUCCAUCCGCAACUUCGAGCUCGACCUCUUCGCCGACCCGGCCGGCGGCCACUACGCCACCCCGCUCAUCCGCAAGCUCGCUAACCUCUCGACGGCCCCGGACUCGGACCUCCUCGGCCCCGGCACAAAGGUCCUCCACGUCGCCGACGCCGACUACCACACCACCUGCAAAACCCUGGUCGGCUGCCUCGGCGCCGUCCAGAAGUGGAGCGCUGCGCACCCGGACCACGUCCCGAUCCCCUUCAUGAUCGAGUUCAAGACCGCCGAACCCGAGAUCGCCGCCGCCGGCGGUGCCUCGCCCAUCCCCUGGAACGACACCGCGCUUCUCCAAGUCCUCGACAGCGAGAUCCGCAGCGUCUUCGCCCCCGGCCAGCUCGUCGUCCCCGACGACCUGCGCCGCGGGAACCUGACGCUCGAGCAGUCCGUCCUGCAGCACGGCUGGCCCGACCUCGAGAGCGCCCGCGGCCGCGUCCUGUUCCUCAUGGACAACGGGCCCGUCCAUCCCGUCCGCGACGCCUACACUGACGGCCGUCCGAACCUCGAGGGCCGCGUCCUCUUCACCAACUCGGCGCCCGGAAAUCCCGACUGCGCGUUCCAAAAGCUCAACGACCCCACCGGCGCGGAGCAGGCCAACAUCAGGGCCCAGGUCCAGGCGGACUACUGGGUGCGCACCCGCGCCGACGUGCCCCUCGACACGCUCCUGUCCAACGACACGACGGCCAUGCGCGAGGCCGCCUUCUCGAGCGGCGCCCAGAUCGUCUCGACCGACUUCCAGGCCUACGGCAUGAGCACCCGCUGGGACGUUGACUACGCCGUCCGCUUCGCCGGCGGCGCCGCCGCCCGCUGCAACCCCGUCAACGCCGGCGCCGGCUGCGUGGACGCGGCGCUGGAGCCCGUCGAGUAUGUCCGCAACUGA